AUGACGGAAGAGCUUAAGGUCGCGCCAGUCCUGUCGACUCCAGACACGCGAAUUCUGGAGGAAGCCGAACCAACGGCAGUCAGCGAACCUAUCGGCCAGAAUCUAUCGGACGAGGAAUUCCGCAUCACAUAUGACAUUGAGCGGACGAUUAAGGAGAUCAAAGAAGGGAAAUGGCAGCGGAUAGCCCUUCAGUUCCCAGAUGAUAUGCUACCUGAUGCACCGCGGGUUUUCCAGCUCUUAAGCCGCGGCCUUAGCUCUCGGGACAAUGGUAGUCAGAAAGAAAGACACACCACCACCAAUGUUCAGGAAGGAGACGGCAAAGAUGUGGAAGACGUCGCCAAUUCUAUAGACCAGGAGUUGAAUCUGAAUAAAGAGACGCAAGGUUGUACACCUAAGCUAUAUAUACUGGCGGACACUUCAUAUGGAACCUGCUGCGUGGACGAAGUUGCGGCAGAGCACGUCGAGGCGGAUGUUGUGGUGCAUUAUGGGAGAUCCUGUCUAUCACCCACUGCAAGGCUACCCGUGAUAUAUAUAUUUACCUGUAGGCCGCUUAACCACGAUGCGGUAAUCCAGGCCUUUGAGGAAUCAUACCCAGACCAUGGAGAGAAAGUCGUGAUUGCUGCGGAUGUCACAUAUGCCGCCCAUGUUGACGAGAUAGCAACAAUGCUCACAAUGAAAAAAGGGUAUACCAAUAUCUUUGCGACCCAAGUGGUGCACAACCCUUCCUCUCCAAUUCCUAACCGGACGAUUCCGCCAUCAGUCGAGGCUGGUGAAGAAUCGUUGAACGACUGGCAACUGUUCCACAUCUCCGAUCCGCCAACAUCGCUGCUUCUGACUUUAUCUUCCCGUGUUGCUGCAAUCCGGAUAUAUCCAACUGGCUCUGAGGCUGGUAGUAAGCCUGGCUCUGGAAGCAAAGCUUUACUCGCAUCUACGGCAAUUUCUCUUCGUCGUCGAUAUGCCAUCCUAACAUCCCUCAACACUGCGCCGAUAUUCGGCAUUCUUGUGAAUACCCUCAGCGUGAAGAACUACCUCCACAUUGUGCAGCAUGUUCAGAGACUCAUUGCAGCAGCGGGGAAAAAGAGCUACCUGUUUGUUGUCGGAAAGCUAAAUGUAGCAAAAGUAGCCAAUUUCAGUGAGAUAGAAGGAUGGGUUAUCAUUGGAUGCUGGGAAAGCUCGCUUGUCGACAGUAGAGAGUUCUGGAGGCCAGUAAUCACACCAUACGAGCUGGAACUCGCAUUACAGAGUGAUGACGAGCGCAUAUGGACUGGCGCGUGGAGCAGCGAUUACCAGUCGCUUCUCAAGCCAGAGCGGAAUGCUGCAUCAAAACAGAAAACAGGUGACCCUAUCUCAUCUCCGGAGAAGGCUGAAACUGAGGCUGAAACAGCUGCAGUCGGUAACGAAGGAGAAAACGAGGACGAAGCUUUUUCUGAGCCAGAGUCAGCUCCCCCUGAAUUUGAUCUCCGAACGGGCCGAUAUGUUUCGACGUCGAAUACCCGACCCAUGCAGGCGUAUUCAAGCACUUCACCUUCGGCUGCCUUAUCCAGCACCACUCAAGACCAUCAAUCCGCGCCUGGUGGUGGCUCAAAAUCGCUGGCAAAACGGUUCAAGUCAGAUGUUGCCACAAUCGGGGGGGUUGUCUCUCCCGGUGCCGAGUUUCUCAAAUCCAAUAGGUCAUGGAGAGGGCUGGGUAGUGAUUUCGUCGUUGAAUAUGAAGAUGACAACGGCCAGGACGGUGGCCUCAGGGGCAGUGCUGUUGUUGAAGGUCUUUCGGGAAUUGCUCGUGGGUAUAGAAUUGGUGAGAACCAAGAACGGCGGUAG
Messenger RNA from Nannizzia gypsea CBS 118893, 1818 nucleotides. Its product is annotated as diphthamide biosynthesis protein 2. Gene Ontology annotation, biological process: protein histidyl modification to diphthamide. Gene Ontology annotation, molecular function: 2-(3-amino-3-carboxypropyl)histidine synthase activity. The record is from RefSeq and is a predicted model, not a curated record. Lineage: Eukaryota; Fungi; Ascomycota; Eurotiomycetes; Onygenales; Arthrodermataceae. The transcript has a single exon. The coding region runs from base 1 to 1818 and encodes 605 amino acids.